AAAGCUUCGAUUGUUUAAAAGACGUGGCUCCCACGAUUUAUCCGAUCUCUCUGCUUGUAUUGUUCCUAACGAUUCCGCCGGUAAAAAACAGUACAUGCUUAGAUCCAUUGAUGACCCGAAUUAUACAGUCGGGUUCUCGGAUCGGACUGAGUCCGAUUGCCUCGGUAUACAAGUAGCAGCGGAAAACAAGGAUUGUCUAACGGAAAUCUCCUUGUAUCGUAUAAUGGCUGGAUUUAAAGGUUAUCCCCAAAUCUUUAAGGUUAUCGUUGGUGUAUUUAAUGGAGUCCUGGAGAAACAUAAAUGUGAAGCAGACCUGAUAGAGAGAGAACGAAACCUGUUAGAGUAAGAUUGCUGCAGUUGCGAAGAUUCUUUAACAGUAGUCGUUAUCCCUUGUGUUUGAGAUCUGACUUAAUGGGGCAGUUGGUGAAGCUUGUUGUUGGUGUGUGGGAGGAAGUCGGACAACGUGGAUGGCUGUUCUUGGAAGAUCCGACAGAGCGUAAACAUGAAGUCAUGGUCCACGAGAACCAGACUUACGCAAGUGUCCUGGAUCUUGUAAGAACACGCUACAGUGUUGGCCUGGAAACCGCUGUUACUCUGACCUAUGAAUUUCCAGAGUGGAUGAAGGGACCUGGAGAUCUAUCACCUCCUCCAGUUGAUGUUAGAGAAGAUGGGGAUGUGGAGCUCUUCAUGUCGAUCAGGAUUGAGCUGCCAGCAACUAGGCUGAUGGUUACGAUCGGUAACGAUGUGGUUGCCCGCUAUCUGUUCCAGAGACGUGAUAACUACACUGUUAUCGGGUCCUCAAAGGGUGUAACCAGUGAUAACACACGAACUUACCCGCCUCGAACUGAUGUUAGCCUGUACGAGAAGACUGUUAAUGUUAAUGCAUCACGUGUCCCUGGUGCUGAUGGGUCGGGGUUCUGGGAAGGAAUGCUGGCGCAGUGCAUCGUCACGGCAAGCCAGCAAUUCCUAACUAAUGUCUGCGCAAAUGAAGAUGUAACUUUGGGGGGGAAUGCUGCAUUAGCCGAGAGGAUGCCUCCAACUGAUGGUUACAUAGACAGUAGCGAUGGGACAAACUCUUCUACAGCUUCUUCGCCUCACCCAUGCGAGAAGGGGGAUGAGCUAUUCGAAAGUGGGAUAAUCCGUUUGGCAGAGGAACUGCCUGUGGCGCCUGCAGUGGCAAACAAGGCGUUAGCCAUUGUUGAGGCCGAACCUGGGAGAAAGUCAUAUUCCAUACUUGAAUACAUUACGAAGGGGAAAGAGAAAGUGUGCAAUGAAAGCGAAGAAAAGAAGAAGCGAAGCUACAAUAGCGGACCGCGUAGUCCGUUAAUGUCUAACCCAAACUUUCCUGAUCCUAUUCCAGAUGCAGACACGACAGAUGAAGAUUCGGAAGAGGAAGCAGAGAAGCAUCUUUUUGUUGGGCAGGUUUUCAUGGACCGUACGGCUUUCAAGACUCACAUGUCUCUCUACGCUUUGGCGAACAAGUUCCGGUUCUUGUGUCGUAGGUCUGAGCCUGGUAAAAUGGUGCUGAUAUGUCGGGGGAGUGAGUGUAAGUGGAGAGUGUAUGCCUCUAAGCUUCCGGGGUGUCCUCAGUUCCAAAUAAAGAAACUGGAUGAGGGACAUACCUGCACUGUUGAUGAGCGUGGUGAUUUCAAGAGGCAUGCGACUUCAAACCUAAUUGGAGAAAUGGUGAGGAACAAGUUUGGCAGUGGUGGUACUGGUCCAAGGCCAGGUGCACUUAGAGAGUUCAUGCGAACUGACCAUCACGUACCUAUAUCCUACUGGAAGGCCUGGAAAUCGAGAGAGCUAGCCAAGGAGCGUGGACUUGGAAACACAGCGGAUUCUUACAGAAUGUUGCCUGCCUACUUGUCGCAGCUGGCAGUGGCAAACCCGGGUUCAGUGGUAGCCAUCGAAACAGCUCCUUCAGAAGAGGAUCUCAAGCGCUUCAAAUAUCUUUUCCUCUCUUUUGGUGCUUCUGCUAAGGGGUAUCGUUACAUGCGAAAAGUCAUUGUUGUUGAUGGGACACACCUUAAGGGGAAAUACAAUGGAUGUCUUCUGAGUGCGAGUGCACAAGAUGCCAAUUAUCAGAUCUUUCCCAUAGCUUUUGCUAUAGUCGAUGGAGAAAAUGACCAGUCGUGGGGCUGGUUCUUCCAGAAACUAUCAUCCGUUGUAUCUGAUGGUUACGAUCUCGUUUUCGUCUCGGAUAGGCACCAGUCUAUAUAUGCUGGUCUCCACAAGGUCUCUAACAUGUGCGGGAUUGACACAAUAUCGAACACUCGCAGGGGGUGCAUUGGGGGGCUUGCUCAUUUCAACUUUAUCAGCAAGCGAUUCGCUAUCCCCCGAAUCUGAGUCGCUGUCAGAGUCAAUCACAACAACAGGCUCGACAGGGGUGACUACCUCUUUUAUCUGAGGAACAGCCGCAAUGAAUACGAGUUGGAUCGCAUCCACAAAACCAGCAUCAAGAGGAUCAAGAAUGGUGGAAGCAUUGGUGAGAGCAAAGCUUCAAGAUGGUUACGUUUCAUAUCCAUGGGAAAGACGAAUGCAAGAAGCCUUGCCAAUCUCCGGCUCAAGCAACUUCCUCUCCAUUCUUUUCCUUCCCAAAGCUUC
Brassica rapa (field mustard) is the source of this 2604-nucleotide messenger RNA. RefSeq lists its product as uncharacterized. The record is from RefSeq and is a predicted model, not a curated record. NCBI's taxonomy places the organism in Eukaryota, Viridiplantae, Streptophyta, Magnoliopsida, Brassicales, Brassicaceae.